Hemicordylus capensis (graceful crag lizard) is the source of this 7739-nucleotide messenger RNA. RefSeq names its product transcription factor AP-2 delta (gene TFAP2D). Gene Ontology annotation, biological process: regulation of transcription by RNA polymerase II; anatomical structure development; regulation of cell population proliferation. Gene Ontology annotation, molecular function: RNA polymerase II transcription regulatory region sequence-specific DNA binding; DNA-binding transcription factor activity, RNA polymerase II-specific. The transcript has 8 exons. Bases 359 to 1645 code for a protein of 428 amino acids. Gene Ontology annotation, cellular component: nucleus. The record is from RefSeq and is a predicted model, not a curated record. NCBI's taxonomy places the organism in Eukaryota, Metazoa, Chordata, Lepidosauria, Squamata, Cordylidae.
AGUGAUCGACUCCAACUCGGGUUCUCGGAGGGGGAGAUGUUUGGACUCCGCUCUGUUACCAAGAAGGGUUAAAGGCGUGUAGGGAGCCAGCCUCCGACGCACCGAGAGGUGCGCUGCCCGUUCUCGAAAGAGGUGUGCGGAUAGCGAGAGAGCUAGGAAGGCUCGCGGGAGGAUUUGGCCAGACCUUCUGCCUUUGAGACGAAUAUGGAGUUUUACAGUGCUUGUGUUGGGCGACUUCUGUAUCAUCGACCACGCGUCCAGCCGCGAUGAUCACAGCGAAGUAGCAACUUUAUUUCGAGACUGUGUGGAUUACUCGCUUCCAUAUAUACGUCAUGAUGGAUCAAACAGUUACCGUUUGAUGCAGCUGGGAUGCCUGGAGUCCGUGGCCAACUCCACCGUCGCCUAUUCCUCCUCCUCGCCACUCACUUACUCCGCCACCGGCACUGAGUUCGCCUCCCCCUAUUUCUCCACCAACCACCAGUACACCCCCCUGCACCACCAGUCCUUCCACUACGAGUUCCAACACAGCCACCCGGCCGUCAACCCCGACGCCUACUCCUUGAACUCGCUCCACCACUCGCAGCAGUACUACCAGCAGAUCCACCAUGGAGAACCCACCGACUUUAUUAACCUGCACAACGCCCGGGCGCUCAAGUCCUCUUGCUUGGACGAGCAGAGGAGGGAACUUGGCUGCCUAGACGCUUACCGGCGCCACGACCUGUCUCUUAUGAGCCAUGGCUCCCAGUAUGGGAUGCAUCCAGAUCAAAGACUCCUGCCAGGACCAAGCCUUGGGCUUGCCGCCUCGGGAGCAGACGAUUUGCAGGGCUCAGUGGAGGCCCAGUGUGGGCUAGUGUUGAACGGCCAAGGUGGGGUGAUAAGGAGAGGUGGUACAUGUGUAGUCAAUCCCACGGAUCUCUUUUGCUCAGUUCCUGGCCGCUUAUCUCUGCUCAGCUCCACUUCCAAAUACAAAGUGACCAUUGCAGAAGUGAAGAGGCGCUUGUCUCCACCAGAAUGCCUCAAUGCCUCUCUCUUGGGAGGGAUUUUAAGAAGAGCAAAAUCCAAGAAUGGAGGCCGUUGCUUGAGAGAAAAAUUGGACAGACUGGGCCUCAAUCUGCCUGCAGGGAGGAGGAAAGCAGCAAACGUCACCCUCCUAACAUCCUUGGUAGAAGGAGAAGCUUUACAUUUAGCCAGGGAUUUUGGCUACACCUGUGAAACAGAAUUCCCAGCCAAGGCAGUUGGGGAACAUCUUGCCAGACAGCACAUGGAACAGAAGGAACAGACAGCACGGAAAAAAAUGAUCCUAGCAACAAAGCAAAUAUGUAAAGAAUUCCAGGACCUGCUGAGCCAAGACAGAUCACCCUUAGGAUCCUCAAGACCGACUCCAAUAUUAGACCUGGAUAUCCAGAGACAUUUAACACAUUUCAGUUUGAUCACUCAUGGCUUUGGAACUCCUGCGAUAUGUGCUGCCCUAAGCACUUUCCAAACUGUUCUCAGUGAAAUGCUGAACUACUUGGAAAAACACACGGCACACAAAAAUGGCGGAGCAGCAGAAUCCAGCCAAGGACACGCCAACUCAGAGAAAACCCCCCUGCGGAAAACUUCAGAGGCUGCUGUGAAAGAGGGCAAAACAGAAAAGACAGACUAGCUACAUCAAACAGAAUCUAUUUCCAGAGAACCUUGCUGCUGAUAUUUUUUUUAAAACAUAUAUCUAUCUAUAUAUAUCUAUAUCUAUAUCUCUCAUUGAGGGUGAUUUAGCUCCAGUGGACCAAACCGAAUGGGGGGGGGGGGGGAAGCGAAAACAAAAAGAAAACAAAAACAAAGCCACCAACCCUACUGACCCUAGGAACAGCAAUGUACAGUAACCGUGUGAUGAAAUUGUCACUUUUAAAAAAUGUUGCUCUAAACUGCUUUGUGUGUGGGUGUGGGUGAGGAUGUGUGCGCACGUACAUUUGAUCAUUCCAAAUGAUACACUGAGACCAUUUUUUCCUUAGUGCUUCCAGACUUGGGAGAAGCAGCACAGCGCUACUUGUUACAGGCUAGGCCUGAAACGCUUUUCUGGCUGGACAGUGUAAUUGGAGACAAAGCAAAAACAGCAGCCUGGGAUGAGCAGCCCUCGGGGGAACUUGGGUCAUGCCACCCAUUCAAUGGAUGGAGUGCCUCUUCCCAUUGCCCCAUGAAAGACAAUUUGGAAGAAGACCUGGAAUGGGAAAUGGAAGACCUUGUCAAUCCUGGAAAUAAGGAAUGCUGCAUGAAUGGGACUGAAUAUCUGGGUCUGGGAGUUGAUGGUAAAUCCACACAGGAGAUAUGCCAAAGCCUGCCAAGGAUCAGCCAUUCUAUUUCAAGGAGAUGUCUUGGUGCCAUGGGAGGGUGUCACAAAUUCCGAAGAAUGAGCCCCAGCCGUUGAAGCUGGAGCCUUCUUCCCUCUAGUUAGAAGAGACCAGACUGAAUAAACUAGAGCUUCUGACCCUCCUUCUUACCUGCCUUUAAUCACUGCAGCUGAAUAUCAUCUUUGCAGGGGUCGAUGUUGGUGACUGGAGAGGCCUUUUGUGUUGCCUUGAUGUGAUGGUGUGUCUCUCUUCCCUUUCUGUUCAUUUGCUUGUUUAAUAAUUUGACUAUGAUUCAACACCACUAUUCAGAUGUUCCCAGAACAGGCCUUGGAAGGAGAGCAGGAUGGCAUCUGCUCACACUCAUUGCCCUCCCCCCAAAUAUCUAUUUGACACAGUGUUUGAGACAGCCUACACAUGUACAGACUGCACAUAUGUGGCUGUCCAGCUGUAAUUGGACUACAACUCCCAUCAUCCUACACUGUAGUCCAUUAUGGCAGAGGAUGAUGGGAGCUGUAGACCAGCAGCAACUGGAGAGAGUUGGCUACCCCUGGUCUCAGCUAUCAGGGAUCCUUGAAUAGGCAGGGCCCUCAAUCAUGCUAGUAGAGCCUACGUACAUACAUACAUACAUACUGUAUGUUAGUGCAAAGGCUCUUUCAGACAUUAUGUCAAAUGUGGGUAGGGGUGGAACCAAGGACUGUAGGUUCCAGUGGGAAUAAUCCCACUCCCUUACUCUAUGAGCAUUCAGAGAAAGUCUGGACAGUGCCAGUGUUUCCCCAGAAUGCACACUCAAAAACGGAAGACCAGCAAGAUGACUGCAUUCAUGUUCAGAGCAGAAGGGGAAAUCUGUCAAGACCAUGUCCCAGAUAGCCCAAGGCUUCAAGUGUCUAACAAAAUGCUUGAUGGUCUAUCCCAUGACAGUCUAAACUAAUAUUCCUUGUUCCGUGCUUAUGAUGCUUCAAACCUUGCCCCACUUAUUCUGUUUGCUCUGCUUUGGGUAAGAACAAGCCACUCAAGGAAUGGAAGAACCUCACUUGUUCUGCUGUGGAAUAAAUUUGAAUGUAUGCAUCAUCUUACCAGGCAUCUGUUGGAAGUUCUGGUUGAUUAUCUUGAAAUCAGAUUGUUUUGAUAGUCUCUGGUGUGUGCUGACAUCAUCAACACAAGCCAGGACUUUCAGGCCUCUGGAUGUGCUGUGCUCAAAUUCUCUUUCCUUGGCUCCUUGUGGUCGUUCUGGUUCCCUCAUUACAGUAACUCAGGGGUUCUCAAACUUGGGUACCCAUAUGCUGUUGGACUACAGCUCCCAUCAUCCUCAGCCACAAUGGCCAGAGGUCAUCGAAUAGGUGACAGCCUUGACCUAAGAGUUAAUCCUCUUUCCUCCUCCUCCUUAAAAUAAUAUAGUGCUUCUUCUGACACGCCAUACUCGCACAACCCUCCAAAACCUCAGAGGAAAAUCAACUUUUCAUUAAAGUGUGGUGAAAAACAUUCAGAAUAAUAUAGGGUUGCCAACUUAUCAUCCAGGUUUUGUAGCUGUGCUUUAAACAGUGGCUUGAUCUAUACAAAUUAACAGGUGAAGCUUUGGCUAACUGCUGCAGGUCUAUCCGCUAUUAAAUGUACAGCUACAAGUAUCAGCUGGACAUUUGGCAACUUUAUAUGUAUCAAAUAUUGCCCUGUGAUGGUUUCCAUCACCCACUUCCCUCCGGUCACUGGGAACCCACAGAUUUGGUUUUGAAAAUACUUUAGCACUUGACUUGAAAAGGAAACACAUACACGUGAGUAGUCCCCAUGUGUGAGCUAUGUAGCAUUGCAGCCAUGAAUUCACCUGAGAUUAUGGUUCUUGACUUUGCAGUGGAAAACAGCAUGUUGUGAUUUUCCAAUUUAUGGUAGAGAAGGGAUGCUCUUCCAUGAGCCUGUGACUUGUGAUACUGGUGGCCCUCAUGACCUGCGAUCCUGGCACCCACAGUUCCACAUAUCAGUGUUUGGGACCUAGGAACCCAAUUUAUUUGCAGAGCGAAAAUAGGGUUGUUUUCACCUAUCUGAGGUUCUUGAAGAGCUGGAGAUGACUUCUGAUUUCCUGCCGCCAUUUUGUAGUGCUGAGCCAUUUUGCGGCUCUUUUCUGCAAAAACAACAACAACAAAACAACCUCAAAAAGGAACAAAAAUCAGAGGAUUUUGAGGUUUAAGGGGCAUCGCUGGAGAGCCGAAGAGCAAGGUACUGUGCUUAUUUCUGUUGCCCCCACUUCUUCUUGUGAUUUCCACACACACACUUCAGUGUGCUUAGGAACCUAAUCUCCCCAUCCCCAUAGGGUUAAGGUCUCUUUAUCCACGACAGUUGGCGGUAACAGAACCCCCGCGGAUAACAAGGGCCACCUAUACUCAGGCGAGUGGAGUGCUCACAUAAGCAUGGUCAGCUUUUGUUUGUUAUACAAGUCAGUUGCUGGCUUAUUGUCAAAGCCACCUCUCAAAAUAAGCACCGUAUGUGCAGUGGCCUAUGGCACAGUUGGUUAAUCCAUUGGAGCCUGUUGGUAUGCCUACAUUAAGCAUUUAUGUGCCAUGAAUGAGGGAGCUCUGAAGGCCAGUCUGUUGCUGCAGUAGUAGCAUGUGUUUGAAAAAGAAAACAGAUGGGUGUAAACAUGGUUCCAUCAAAGUCAAUGGCACUGCAACAGACUCUCCACACUUAAAAACCAGUUAACUGAAUCUCCCAGCCCUUCAUAUUCAUGUACCCCAUGUCAAUGUAGGUUCAUUAAAAUAGUGCUAACCCUUAUGAUUGUGUAAAUGUUGUCGAUGCCCUUCAGGCCAUUUGGACAAAUGAUUUGUAUUGUAGUACCUUUGGGUUUGGAAUUCACCCACAGAUCAACAGUCAUCCUUUCUUGUUGGAUUUGGUGGUAAUAUUCUGUGUGGAGCAAGGGGAGCAGGUAUCUGGCCCUCUGUGGCCACCAUUUGUAACAUGCUUGCUGUGGUCAAUCAGCGUGCAUGAUUAUGAUUGCUGUUACCGAAAGGUAACUUUGUCUCUUCAAAAGAAAACUGUAGACCCCUGCUAACUGGGCAAAGAGGCACCUUUUACCAUGGCGAUUCUCUUUAUUUAGCAGGGGGAGAGUAACUGGCCCUAUCCACCCCCAGCACAGUAUCCAGUGACUGUUGCUGGUGUCUAUCUUAUGUUUCUUUUUAGAAUGUGAGCCCUUACGGGACAGAGUUCCGUCUUAUUUGUUUGUUAUUCUCUGUGUAAACCACCCUGAGCCAUUUUGGAAGGGCGGUAUAGAAAUUGAAUUAAUAAUAAUAAUAAUAAUAAUAAUAAUAAUAAUAAUAAUAAUACUCCUUAAGAUCAAAGGUGGACGAAUAUUUGGGAUUGUAUUGUCAACCAAUGGAGAGAGGCCCAAGGUACACGGAUAAUUACAUUUUCUGGUGGUACAAUAAAAAAGCUUUCCUUCGUUUUGAUACACUGGAGAACUCCUGAGUGCAGCUCUGGAACAGUUUUUUCUCCUCUUCAUAUUCAGUAAUCUCACUGGCGUAAACUAUUCAGUCCUCCUUAGAAAUCUUUUGGUUGCUCUUGUGGUUGAUUUAUAAAUAAACCCAUUCACAAAAAUUGCCAUCUCCUUUCUCUAACCAGACAGACAUUUGUACUUCAGGCCUCUUCACCUGGGCCUUUUUAAGGCUCUGAAAGGCCCAGGGGAAGAAUGUUCAUUUGAGUCCCACCUGACUUUUCUCUGGCUGACUUACUGUGCAAUAUUACUCACGUGGUAGAAUGGAAUGUUUUCACAGUAGUGCAAGAGCACUGCUGCACAAGAGCAAAAAGUGCAUAAAUGGAGUUGUGCAACAGUUCAACCACUACAUAUAAUGGCCACACUAUUGCACAACUCUAUGUGUGUGCGUGUGUGCGCGCGCGUGCGCAUGCGCAUGCGCAUGCAUGCUUCGCUGUUGUAGAACUGUGCAAACAUUAUGUUCCACCAUGUGUGUUUCAUUGCAUCCGAUGUUCAAUGUAAGAAGCCCAAAUACUGAAAUAACUCUUGGUUCUGGGGUGGUUGUUGUUUGAUUAUUUAUUAUUAUUUAUUUAAUUUCUAUACCACCCUUCCAAAAAUGGCUCAGGGAGGUUUACACAGAGAAAUAAUAAACAAAUAAGAAGGAUCCCUCUCCCCAAAGGGCUCACAAUCUAAAAGGAAACAUAAGGUAGACACCAGCAACAGUCACUGGAGAUGUGCUGGGGAUGAAUAGGGGGGCAGUUACUCUCCCCCUGCUCAAUAAAGAGAAUCACCAUGUUAAAAGGUGCCUCUUUGCCAAGUUAGCAGGGGAGUUAUAUAUUAACGGAAUAGUUUUACAGCCUCUACUGAAAAGGGUCGAUCAGAUCAUUUCAAAUACUGAACCAUAUUUGGAAGGGGCCCUCUAUUUGUGAGGGGCAAUUACCCACUUGCUCCCCCUGCCCUCUAGGGCCCUGCUGUUCACAUAUUAUACUGUAUUUUUUUUUCUAACGUAGAACUAAAACGAGUGGAUGUGACAAAUAGGGAACACAACAAUGUGUAUUUCAGACAAAUACACUUGUCCAAGAGUUGGGCUGGGCUGUAGCUGGAACUGGCUUGAAGGCCAGUUGGGUGGACAUGUGGUGACAAGCAUGCGUUGGCCUGUAAUGAGUGAAAUGACCCCUCACUUUUCAGUCCAUGUUCUCCAGAAUACAGCAACCAGGUUCCGUGUACAGCCUUCUCAACCCUCGAUGUAAAUACCACCCACUGCUCAUAUCAUGUUUUUGCAAUUUCCUCACAGGCAUGGUUGUUUCCUAGAAGCACUAACAUGGCGACAUCCUGGUUUUGUUUGCAGUCCUGAAGCACACACCCCUCCAUGUAGCCCCGAGUGAUUUUUCCUGAACAGACCUUAAAACUUUUCUCACUCUGGGAAUGAGAGAAUCAGAAAGGGCUGCUGAUUCAUCCAGAUGCAUUUGAAUUCCUCUUAGCCUUCAGAGAGGUAAUGUUGCUGCUCCAAUAGAAUUAUAUGGGAAGUGUAGUUUCUGACCCUCCUGGCUGCAUCACAGACUCUGUAGAAAAGCAGAUUGAGAGACUAGGGAGAUGAGGGCAUUUUCCUGCAUCAGAUAACAGUCACAUUUCCGUUUCUUUAAAUGAUAUUAAUUUUUUUUAUAUAAAAAAUAAUCCUUUUGUAAGAUGGAUUCUGUUCUGUACAGCAGUUGUUGUGAUUGUACUUAAAUGUGAGUGAGCACUUGGUCACAAGAAAGGCAAAUAUUAUUGUUUCUUCCCUGUUCCCCUCUCCCCACCCCAUUUUAAUGCGAUGAUUUAUAAUUUGGUGGUGAAAUGCAUACUCCUUUAUAUUUCUGUUCCCUCUAUGACUUGCCCAUUUGACAUGACUCUAUGGAGAUGAUGACCACAUUUAAUUAAACAUUUCACGGCAAUAAAAUCUAUGUUGAUUUAUGCACUCGGAA